Messenger RNA from Nematolebias whitei (Rio pearlfish), 1389 nucleotides. RefSeq names its product mitochondrial 10-formyltetrahydrofolate dehydrogenase. The transcript is spliced from 12 exons. The record is from RefSeq and is a predicted model, not a curated record. Gene Ontology annotation, molecular function: formyltetrahydrofolate dehydrogenase activity; aldehyde dehydrogenase (NAD+) activity. NCBI's taxonomy places the organism in Eukaryota, Metazoa, Chordata, Actinopteri, Cyprinodontiformes, Rivulidae. Bases 1 to 1290 code for a protein of 429 amino acids.
AUGGUGUCCGAGGUGAUGUUUUGCAGCCUCACAUACUGCGGCCGACCUGUGAGACUUGCAGACCUGAUGGAGGAGCAUCAGGAGGAGCUGGCCACUAUCGAGUCCAUUGAUUCAGGCGCUGUGUACACCCUGGCUCUCAAGACACAUGUGGGCAUGUCCAUCCAGACCUUUCGAUACUUUGCAGGCUGGUGCGACAAAAUCCAGGGCAAAACGAUCCCCAUCAACCAAGCCAGGCCCAACCGGAACCUGACCUUCACCAAGAGAGAACCUCUGGGAGUUUGUGCUAUAGUAAUCCCUUGGAAUUACCCUCUCAUGAUGCUAGCUUGGAAGAGUGCGGCUUGUCUUGCAACUGGAAACACAUUAGUUCUAAAACCUGCACAGGUGACACCUUUGACAGCGCUGAAGUUCGCUGAGCUUUCUGUGAAAGCUGGCAUCCCAAAAGGAGUCAUUAAUAUUCUGCCAGGCUCAGGUGGUAUGGUGGGACAACGUCUGUCUGACCACCCUGACAUUCGCAAGCUUGGCUUCACCGGCUCCACGCCGAUUGGCAAGCAGAUCAUGAAGAGCUGUGCACUCAGUAACCUAAAGAAGGUCUCUUUGGAGCUGGGAGGGAAAUCACCUCUGAUCAUCUUCAGUGACUGUGACAUGGACAAGGCUGUUCGCAUGGGUAUGGGCUCAGUGUUUUUCAACAAGGGUGAGAACUGCAUUGCUGCUGGACGUCUGUUUGUGGAGGAGUCAAUACAUGAUGAGUUCAUCAGCCGAGUGGUGAAGGAGAUCAAGAAGAUGAAGAUUGGAGAUCCUCUGGAUCGCUCCACAGACCACGGCCCACAGAACCACAGAGCCCACCUGGAAAAACUCCUGGAGUACUGCGAGAUGGGAGUGAAGGAGGGAGCCAUACUGCUGUAUGGCGGCAAACAGGUUGACAGACCAGGUUUCUUCAUGGAGCCAACUGUCUUCACUGAUGUGGAAGACCACAUGUUCAUUGCCAAAGAGGAGUCCUUUGGUCCCAUCAUGGUUGUGUCCAAGUUCAAAGAUGGCGAUGUGGAUGGUGUCCUGCAGAGAGCCAAUGACUCAGAGUAUGGCUUGGCCUCAGGUGUGUUUACCCGUGACAUUAACAAGGCCAUGUAUGUAAGCGAAAGGCUAGAGGCGGGAACCGUGUUCAUCAAUACGUACAACAAGACUGACGUUGCUUCACCUUUUGGAGGAUUCAAACAAUCUGGCUUCGGAAAAGACCUUGGAGAAGACGCCCUCCUGGAAUACCUCAGGACCAAAUCAGUGACUGUGGAGUACUGAGGCUCACACUGAACACAUUCACACCUCCAGCUUUCAGAGCGCUUCAGAACAAUGUGGAGGGAUUUCCAGUCACAACUCCUGCACCAGCAACUGGACAAC